AAAAAUCGUAUAAAAACAAAAAAUUGGGUUUUGAUUUUUUCCCAUCUUAUUUGCACCUAACAUCUGCCCUUUUCUUUCUCUCUCUUCCACUUCGGUGUCAGCCCCCUUUCUUGAGAGAGAAAGAGGAAGUCAAUUCACAUAUCGUUCACCUUCUCUGCGCGUUAAAAGCAUUCUUAGAGAGAGAGAAAAAGAAAACCUACGAAAUCCCGUUUGUUUCUCUAAAACCCCAAUUUGCAGAGAGGAUUUAGCCGGCAUUUCCCAUCUGGGUUUUGAUUUGUUUGGGUUCUCUGUUAAGGUUGGAGUGUCACUGGUGUUUUCUGCUUCCUUUUUGGCUGAAUUCUUGGAAGGGGAAGGAGGGAGAUGCGAAGGCAAUGAAAAGAUGGAGUUUGUAGGAAAAACUGUGAAGAAAGAUUUCAAGGGCUUCGGGGUUUUUACGGGGGUCGUGAAAUCGUACGACAACUCGUCAGGAUUUUUUGAGAUCGUCUAUGCAGAUGGGGAUUCGGAGGAGCUCGAUCUCUCUGAGGUUGCUUCGCUCGUCAUGGCUGGCACUAACGGCGAGGGACGAGUCGAGCCAAAGCAGGUUCAGGAGAAGCCGCGGGUUGGCCGCAAGCCGAAGAAGAGGCGCCGUGUCGACAGGAGGGCUGCCCAGAAUGAAAUUGGUGCCAGUCUUCAUCCAGAAACCAAGUCUGCUGAUAGGAAUUUAAAUGAUACCAUAGAGAAGGAAGCCGGGGGUGAGGAGAAUUCGAAAUUGAAUGGAAGUGUUGAAAUGAAAAAUUGUAUUGAUUUGAAUUCUGGAUUUGGUUUCAAUCUGAAUGAAGAUUUUGGUUCUCCUGGUGGGGUUGAUAAUAAUGGCGAGGGGAAUUUGAAGAGAGAGUCUAUUGAUUUGAAUCUGGAUGCGGAUUGCUUUACAGAGGUAACUGUUAAUGUUGAUUACUCUGUUGAGGAGACAAGGCAGAAGGAAUGUGGUUUUGAUUUGAAUUUGCGGGUUGAAGAUGAGGCUACUAAGGACGGUGACAACAUUAACUAUGAUGGGCAAGCGAGAGAAUUUAUUCACCCUCAGAUGGUUCGAGAAAAGGGGAAAGUGGUGGGAACUGUUAAUGGAGAGAGUCUUUGUAAUGGGGAACUCAAGGAAGUUCAUGUAUCUGGAGAUUGGCUGUUACAGUCUGUUGGGGGAAUUGGUAAGGACAGUGGUGUUUUAAUUAAGGAAUUUAAUUGCCAUGGAGUUGUGUUGAAAGAUGGCCUGGAAGAACCUGGUACAGCAGUAGUUGAUGAUGGGUGCCUUGGUGAUGUGAGUAAUUCUUACAGACAAGUCAGGGGCCGAAGAAAGCGGAGAAAGGUUUCAGAGAAUAUAGAUUCUACUGCAGAAAAGGUCUUGAGAAGAAGUGCCCGAAGAGGAUCUGCUAAAAAUCAGGUUUUAAGACCAAAAGUAUCUUUUAUGGAUGAAUUAUCUGCAUCUCCAGCAGUUAGUGCCGUAACAGAGGAGAAGCCUGUUAAAUCAGGCUAUAAAACUCUUGAAGAGCAUAUUGUUUGUCCUCCAAAGCUGCAACUACCACCAUCUUCGCAGAGUUUGAAUUUAGAUGGAGUUGCCGUUCUUGAUGUUUUUUCCAUUUAUGCUUGUUUGAGAUCAUUUAGUACUUUACUAUUUUUAAGUCCCUUUGAGUUGGAGGAUUUUGUGGCAGCCCUCAACUCCAAGUCCCCUAGCUCGUUAUUUGAUAGUAUUAAUGUUUCAAUUUUGAAAACUCUGAGAAAGCAUCUGGAGCAGCUGGCAAAUGAAGGUUCUGAAUCAGCCUCUGAGUGUUUGAGGAGUCUUAAUUGGGGUUUGUUGGAUGCUAUCACAUGGCCCAUUUUUAUGGUUGCGUACCUACUGAUUCAUCGUGAAGGAUUAAACCCUGGUUUUUAUCUUAGUAGUUUGAACCCAUUCAGAACUGACUAUUAUAAACAACCAGCUUCUGUGAAGAUUGAGGUACUAAGGUGGUUGUGUGAUGAUAUGAUUGAGGUUGAAACCAUAAGAUCAGAGGUUAAUAGAAGAUCUUCGGCAUCUGACUCAGAGAUGGAUUUUGAUCGAGGUGUAAAUAUUGAGGUUUGCAAGAAAAGGAAAGCUGUGGUGGAUUUGUCGGGUGGAUCUUGUUCGACUGAAGAGGGUGUUGAUGACACUGCAGACUGGAAUUUCGACGAAUGCUGCCUUUGUAAGAUGGAUGGGAGCUUAAUAUGCUGUGAUGGCUGUCCUGCUGCUUAUCAUUCAAAGUGUGUUGGUGUUGCCAGUGCGCUUUUGCCAGAGGGUGAUUGGUACUGCCCUGAGUGUGCAAUUGACAGAAAUAAACCUUGGAUGAAAACUUUUAAGUCACUUCGAGGAGCAGAACUUUUGGGGAUUGAUCCUCAUGGUCGGUUAUUUUUUAGCAGCUGUGGUUGCUUGUUGGAUUUCCUUGAAGACUUAUGGGAACGGAUUCAAGUCCUGUCUAACAAUGGAUGGAAACUUGAUAGUGUGCCCAGACCUCACCUUUCAUUUGAAGCCCAGCUAGUUGCUGGAAAGUCUCACGAAUUUGGGGCCAUCAGUUGCCCUGAGCUGCCUGAUGCCCCUUCAACACUCUCUGAGAUGACAUAUGGUGAACAAAGACAUAUUGCAGAGUUGAGGUAUCCUCAAAGGUUGCACAGACUUAACAUAUUCCACACUAGUAAAACUGAGGAUUUGCAGCCUAUAGAUCGUUUUGUUGUUGAGGAAUAUUUGCUUGACGUGCUUUUGUUCCUGAAUGGCUGUCGAAAGGAAUGUGCUUCUUUCAUGGUUGGCUUGCCUGUGCCCUUCCGAUAUGAGUAUCUUAUGGCUGAGACAAUAUUCUCUCAGGGUUUCCAAGUGAAGGCUGAGUUAGAUUCAAGUGACAAUGAAUUCUUGUUCAAUUACUAUCAUAAAGAUGAUCUCAAUGCCAUUAUUGAUGUGCUGAAGACUUCAGAUAUUAUCUAUGGUGACAUAAUAAAAGCAAUUUACAAGCAGUGGCAUAUAUCUGCUGGCUCAAAGGGAGCUAGUGGCAACUUCAACCUUCUCAGUUAUGUAUCUUUAGACAGGCUUGUAAAUGGGCAAAUUCCUGCUGUUAGCAUCCAGAUACCACCUUUAGCUUCUUCUAAUAUAUGUGCAAUGAAAAAUGAGACUACUGGUGGAGGAAAACCUGAAGAGAAGUUUGUUAACUUGUUGGAUACAGUGAACAAAACUGAAAUUCCCUGUGUAGAUUCUGAAGGGUCAGAUGAAACUGCACGAAUGGAUUCACAUGGCAAUCAAGGAUCUGUUAACUUGUUGGCCCCUGGUGACCCCUUACCAGUCAGAAACCGAAUAACAGGAGACACAUCAAAAAUGCAGAGGGGAUCUGGUUACAUGAACAGUUAUGCUUUUGCUCAAACAGCUUCUUCAGUUUUAGAAGAGUUAAUGCCUAAGUUAUCAGACAAGAAGAAUGGAGAGGCUCUAAAAUCAGAAGAGGAGAUUAUCUCAACACAGAUGAAGACUAUUUUGAAGAAAUCCAACAUGUUUCAAUGGCCAGAUGUUCAGCACCAAAAUACUGAUGUCCAGAAAGAAAAAUGUGGGUGGUGCUUCACUUGUAGAUACCCUACUGAUGACAUGGAUUGCUUGUUUAACAUGAUUCGAGGUCCUCUUCAGAAAGGUUCAAAAAGUGUGUUGGUUGGCCUUCAAUUGAAGUUGAAAAGAAAAGGCCAUCUUAUAGAUGUCGUUAGUCAUAUUAUUUCCAUUGAAAAUCGUUUGCAUGGGCUUUUGUUGGGUCCAUGGCUGAAUCCACAGUACACCAAGGCUUGGCGUGAAAGUAUUCUCAAGGCCACUGAUGCUGCAUCUGUCAAACAUUUGUUGCUAAUGUUAGAGGCAAAUCUGCAUCGUCGUGCACUCUCAGCAGACUGGUUGAAACCUUUGGAUUCUGCUGUAGCAUUGGGUUCAGCUUCUCAUGCUGUGGCUACAAUUCGUACAUCCUCAAAGCAUGGGAUUGCAAGGAAAAGGUGUAGGCCUUCUGAGUUUGAUGUUAACCCUACUUCAUCUGCUGCUUCAACCAGUAUUUGUUGGUGGAGGGGUGGUCAGCUUUCUCGUCAAUUGUUCAGCUGGAAGAUUUUACCUUACUCUUUAGUUUCCAAGGCUGCUAGGCAAGCGGGCCGUGUGAAGAUACCAGGCAUACUUUACCCUGAGAAUUCAGACUUUGCAAAGAGAAACAAAUAUGUUGCCUGGCAAGCUGCUGUUGCAUCAUCAACAAGCGUGGAGCAGGUUGCACUCCAGGUUAGAGAACUUGAUUCAAAUAUUAGGUGGGAUGACAUUGAAAACACACACCCUCUCCCUGCAUUGGACAAGGAAUUUAAGAAAUCAAUCAGACUGUUCAAGAAAUGUGUUAUCCGAAGAAAAUCUUUAGAAGGAGAAGAGGUUAAGUAUCUUCUUGAUUUUGGUAAAAGGAGAAGCAUUCCUGAAAUUGUUAUGAAAAAUGGAACCAUGGUUGAAGAGUCUUCCAGCGAAAGAAAGAAAUAUUGGUUAAGUGAAUCUUAUGUGCCCUUGCAUCUCUUGAGAAGCUUUGAAGAGAAGAGAAUAGCCCGCAAAUCUGGUAAGAUUAAUCCUGAGAUUUCUUCCAAGACAAGUAAAGCAGUUAAGAAGCCCUCAAAGACAAGGGGGUUCUCCUAUCUAUUUGCAAGAGCAGAGAGACCUGAUUGUCAUCAGUGUGGGCAUUGCAACAAAGAUGUCCCAAUCAGGGAAGGUGUGCGCUGCCAAUAUUGUGAGGGAUUUUUCCAUAAAAGGCAUGUUAGAAGGUCUUUUGGGGCAAUCCCUGCCAAAUGUACAUAUACAUGUCAUCGAUGCCAGAGUGGGAAGUGGAAUAUUGUUGCAAAAAGUGGGAAAAGUGACACAAAAAGGAAGAAAACUAAGGCUGAUGCAAAAGCUAUCAAAAGUGACACAAAAAGAGGGAAAACUAACAACAAAGGUGUGAAACAACAGUCACUAAAGUAUAAGAAGUCCCUGAGAGCUAACAAGUCAGUGUGGUUAAAAGACAACAAAAUGGCAUUGCCGGUGCGAAGGUCACCACGAGUGAAGAAUGAUAAAAAAGUUGUAGCCGUUGUACCUCUUCGUCGUUCAUCUAGGAAAGUUAAAAGCAUUUCAGUGCAAAGUAAGAAGCGUGGCAGACCCAAGAAAGUGAAACAGAACUCUAAGAAGAAAACAACUAAAAAAUCAAAGAAAGGUACGUUGCAGAGGAAAAGAACAAAUGCUUGUCAUAGUUAUUGGCUUAAUGGUCUCUUGUUGUCUAGAAAGGAUAAUGAUGCGAGGGUGGUGCAGUUUAAGGAGGCAAGUGUUUUUGCUCCUUCUGAGGACUUGACUGUUAUUGAUCAACCCAAAUGCCUUCUUUGUUGUGAAUCUGGAUAUACAUCUAGAUCAGAGUAUAUUGCCUGCCAACUUUGUGGAGGCUGGUAUCAUGGAGAUGCUUAUGGACUUGAUGAUGAGAAGAAAGAUAAGCUUAUUGGAUUUAGAUGUCAUGUCUGUCGUGAAAGAACCCCUCCUUCAUGUCCACAUAACCUGGCUAUGAGGAGUGAAGAAUCUCCAUUGGUUGACACUGAAGAAUCUCCGUUGGUUGAGACUGAAGAAUCUCCGUUGGUUGAGACCCAACUCAAUGAUGAGAUUCAAUGUCCUGAGAAAGUAACCGAUAGUCUUCAAGGUUCAUUGGCAGCUGACCACUGCUUGCACAAGGAGCAUUCAGGUAUCAGUCUGGAUACAAAUCAAGGUCCUCUGAUGGAAUGUGAAUUGGAAGCUCCGUUGGUUGAGACCCAACUCAUUGAUGAGAUUCAAUGUCCUGAGAAAGUAACCGAUACUCUUCAAGGUUCGUUGGCAGCUGACCACUGCUUGCACAAAGAGCAUUCAGGUAUCAGUCUGGAUACAAAUCAAGGUCCUCUGAUGGAAUGUGAAUUGGAAGCAGAAGAUGGGAAAUGAGAUGCAGAACACUGAUUGACAAAAAAUUUAACAUUGAUUUGAAACCAAAUACACUAACAUCUCAUGAGAAUUUUAUGUUGGAAGAUAGUAGUAGAAUUGAUUCAGGACUUGAUGUCUCUGCAACUUCUGAUGAUCAGGCAGACAGUCCAUCUUUCCAGAGUGAGCUGGCUUUGUUGAAGGCUGAAUUGGCAUCCUUAACGGUGCAGCUCAACUGAAUGACCAUCCAAAUCACCAGUAGAUGGGAGUCAUUCAUUCUAGACUGCAAAUUUGCAUAUCCCCAGAAGUUCAAGGCAUCAGGUGAAUUUGUUAGAUGAGGAAACAAAAUUGUUGUAGAUUAGGUUUACAAUUUGUCAUUUAAUUGGUGUACUAGACUGGAAAUUAGUGUAGGGGUAGAUUUAUUUGUGGGGGCAAGAGUUCCAUGUAAAUCGUCUAAUCUUGUUGAAACUCAUGGAAGAUUUUUAAACAGUACACCAGGAUGAUUCAUUUGAAUUGUAGAAAUAAUUUUUUCUUGCAGAC
This is a messenger RNA of Rubroshorea leprosula, 6460 nucleotides long. The record is from the annotation of a GenBank genome assembly. NCBI's taxonomy places the organism in Eukaryota, Viridiplantae, Streptophyta, Magnoliopsida, Malvales, Dipterocarpaceae.